ACUCUACUGAUCUUGGUCUUCAGUAUAUGCUCUUAAAACUCAAAUUGGGGUACCCUUCUGGGCUUUCAAUUGGUCACCUUCUGAACACCAUCCACUCUCCUCUUACAAGCAAGUUCGCCAGGUACCAUUGCCGUCACUUUCUCUCGAUCUGUCUCUCUUCCCAUCUAAACUCUUUCUUAUAUACAGGGAACGACUAGUAACAUUAGGCAAGUUCUUCUCCUUUAGCUUCUUUUGGAGUUGUUUCCUGUGGAUGUUUUCCGGUGGGAGGAAUUGUGGGUUUUCUACCUUACCCAUAUUUGGUUUCGCAGCACGAGAUAAGAGCUUCUAUUUCGAGUUCUACACGGCACAUGUUGGGGUAGGCAUGUUGUGUCCAUACAGCACAAGCUUUUCGGUGUUAGUUGGAUCAAUUCUUUCUUGGGGAAUCUUGUUCCCAUUUUUACGAAGUAAAAGGGGAAUCUGGUACGAUUCAAACGCGAACGCGCGCUUUGACUACAUUGGUUUUGGAGGUUACAGAGUAAAGUCUUGUUCAUUAAUAUUCCUAAUUAAUUAAACAUAUCUAUAUAUAUUUGAGUCAUUAAUUAUAUAUUAACCAUGAGUGCUGCAUACAACUCUCUCUCUCUCUCUCUCAGAUAUUUUUAAUUUCUUUCUUAAACAUGCAUGAUAUGUACGUGCAGUUCACCCUUGGUUUGGCUAUAAUGCUCGGUGACAGCGCGUUCCACGCCUUCAAACAUAUUGUUACUAAUUGGAUCUGCAAAUCAAGGAACAAAGGGACUACCGCUGUGAUCAGCAGCGGUACUGAUAAUCAUCAUGAUCAUCUUCAUCGCCAUAUUCCCGUUAAUGCUGGGCCCCUAUUCUCUGACCCGGAUCAUGAGAGCAAUGAUAUUGCUAGUACUAAUUGCUGUACUGAUACUAGGAUCAGGAACCAAAACUUCCUCAACGAGUUAAUCCCAAACAAGGUAGCAAUAGUCGGCGUUGUUGCUCUUGUGGCUGUCGCUGCAAUAUCACUUCCUAUACUCUUCCCUCCUGUCAAAUGGUACUACGUCUUGUGCAUGUACGCAAUUGCCGGUCCUGUAGCUUUCAGCAGAGCACACGUCGCCGGCCUGACCGACAUGAACCCUACUGCAAAUUUUGGAAGGGCGGCCAUGUUCGUCUUUGGAGCUUGGGCUGGAGUCAAUCAUGGCGGUGUUCUUGUGGCUCUAGUCGCUUGUGGGGUGAUGAUGAGUUUUGUCAGCCCUGCUUCUCAACUCAUGUCAGACCUGAAAACUGGAUACUUAACCCUAGCUUCCUCAAAGUCUAUAUUCGUGAGCAAAAUCUUUGGGAAUAUGAUUGGCUGCAUUAUCUGUCCUCUCAUCUUUAAAUACUACCGCUCACAUUAUCGUGGUUUCGGUGGUCCUAAAUCACCCUUUUCGGUCCUUAUGGCUCCAUAUUUUAGAGAAGGUGCAAUCGCCGGUCUGCAAGGAUAUAAAGGUUUGCCAAUGUACGCGGUGCAUUUUUGCGUCGCUUUCUUCAUUGCAGCCAUCGUCAUCAAUAUAAUCAAAGAGCUUUUACCGGAGAAGGUGUCGAAAUAUGUUCCAAUUCCGAUAGCAAUGGGAAUACCAUUUCAUGUUGGAGGCUACAUUUCUAUCAGUUUCUGCAUUGGGUCCUUGAUACUUUUUCUGUGGAGGAGGAAGAACAGGGCUACGGCUGAUGCAUAUUCACAAAUAGUUGGUACGGCUUUGCUUUGUGGAGAAGGGUUUUGGGUUUUGAUUGAAUCCAUACUCGCUUUGGUUAAUAUUUUGCCCCCUGCUUGCGCAACGUUUCUUCCAGGGCAGUAUUGAGUAUACUUAACUCUGCUUGCAUGCUAAUUAAAAGCAAGCUAGCAUGAAAAGCAAGCUAGCAUAGCAUGCACCACUUCAUUUUUCAUUUUUAGUUAUAGCAGAAUUGUAUUAUAUAUUCC
Molecule: messenger RNA, 1936 nt
Organism: Carya illinoinensis
Lineage: Eukaryota; Viridiplantae; Streptophyta; Magnoliopsida; Fagales; Juglandaceae
Product: probable metal-nicotianamine transporter YSL14
Exons: 2
Coding region: 654-1817 (387 amino acids)
Cellular component (GO): membrane
Molecular function (GO): oligopeptide transmembrane transporter activity
Source: RefSeq, a predicted model, not a curated record